CACUAGUUACAAAAAUUCCCUUGGCGUGACGUCGUAUAUUGUACACGUCAAUACUGCGUAGUUUAAUUGUGAAUUUUCGUUCUUCUGGUUCUUUUGCGUGAAGAUCUAAGUUCUUUUAAGUCUUAAUAUAUAUAAUACGUUAAAACAACUCACCAAAAUGCUGUACCUUGAAGAUUACUUAGAAAUGAUUGAACAUCUCCCUCAAGAACUGAGAGAUAGGUUUACUGAAAUGCGAGAAAUGGAUUUAUCAGUUCAAAAUAACAUGGAUACAUUAGAGAAAAGAGUGCGUACUCUGUUUGGUGGAUGUAGACGUGGAGAUAUAAAUACUGAACAGGCAAACACAGAAUUUACAGACAUCAAGCGAGGCUACAAUAAAACUCUUGAAGAAGCUGAUGAAAAGAUGGCACUGGCUAAUCAGAUGUAUGACUUAGUUGACAGAUAUUUGCGAAGAUUGGACACGGAGCUGCAUAAGUUUAAAUGUGAACUAGAAGCAGAUAAUAAGGGAAUAACUGAACUUCUUGAGAAGCGCUCACUAGAUUUAGAUGUAAACACCAAUCACACCAGCACAUCAAACAACAAUCAUUACAAGGAUAACAGGUACAGAAUCCGAGCUGAAAAGCGUCGUGAUAGCUGGGGGAACCGUGAGUCCCGCGGUCAUUCCUCUGGGAAUCUAUCUAGAAUGGACUCUGCCAUACAGGCUGCUUUGGGACGCGAAUCCUAUUCUCUCGGACAUGCUGGUAGUGCUAUAGCUGCUGCAGCCAGUCAAGCUAUAGCAGCCACGCAACAGAUGCAAUAUGGCCGCCGUACAGCCUCCCUGAAGGCGUCAUAUGAAGCUGUUGCUGGAGGAGAGCUGGCUCACCAUGCUGCGCUGCAGACUCAUCACACACACCAUGAUCAUGGUCAUGGUAUGUCUUCAAGCCACACUCCGAGUAACAGUGUUCAUGGCCAUCACACUACCUCUCAUGGUCAUAAUAAUUCGGCUUCUUCAACCAAAAGGAACAAACAAAAGAAAAGCAACAGCUACAGCUCUUCCAGUGUGGGUGCCCACACAAGCACGCAAGCUGUCGCAUCGGCUGCUAGCCGUUCAUCUUCGCCUACUGUUGUGGCCAUGAACACUGUCGUCAACAACGUUGCUAUAGAAGAACCAAUGGAAGAGGAAUGGACUUAUGACCCCAAUGAACCUCGUUAUUGUAUCUGCAACCAGGUGUCUUAUGGAGACAUGGUUGCUUGCGAUAAUCAGGACUGUCCGUACGAGUGGUUCCACUACCCGUGCGUCGGCAUCACUGCCCCACCGAAAGGCAAAUGGUACUGCCCUCAGUGCCAAACCAACAUGCGUCGCAACCGCGCCCACCGAAAGAACUGAACUAUCUGCGACGAUGUUAUUGCUUAAUCUCACUGUAGUAAUUAUCGUUUAUAUGCCAUUAAUCAUCAUCCUACCUAUGUAUCUUAUUCAAUAAAUAAUUCCAUGUGCA
This is a messenger RNA of Trichoplusia ni (cabbage looper), 1472 nucleotides long. It is a transcript of the gene Ing3, whose product is annotated as inhibitor of growth protein 3-like. Gene Ontology annotation, biological process: regulation of DNA-templated transcription. The coding region runs from base 158 to 1363 and encodes 401 amino acids. Lineage: Eukaryota; Metazoa; Arthropoda; Insecta; Lepidoptera; Noctuidae. The record is from RefSeq and is a predicted model, not a curated record. Gene Ontology annotation, cellular component: NuA4 histone acetyltransferase complex. The transcript is spliced from 11 exons.